UGCAGAGUCACUCCGUUUGGUUCGAGUGUAAACAAGAGAGUAGCAGAGGAAUACUCUGGAACAAUCUAGUCAAAUUUAGCUGGGGAGUGUAAUCACGAUUAUUAUCUCCCAAUGUAUUAACGUUUAUUCGUUUUUUAAAUGUGGUCUUGUGUGUGCGAAGAAGGUAUGUUUUAACCUGAUUUAACGUCAAAAUAGUCACCGAGGCGACGAGGUGAGCUAGUGUGCUAAUGCUAGUUAGUUUACUGCUAGCUAGGUGGCUAACAUCUCAGUUGUCCGCAUUCAAGGCCUCAGCUGGCGCUGUGCAGAGGCUGCGAGACCACUGCAUGCAUAGGCCUAGUUUAACCUGGACGACGGGCUAGAGGCCUGAGCCCCCAGAGGCGCCUCUAUGGCCACGAUGGAGUCCGGUGUCAAAGAAUGUGAAGAGGAGAUACUGCAGUCCGCCUUCAAGAAGCUAAGAGUCGAUGCUGAAAGUGCGGCUGCGGCGGUGGUUCCUGUGUGUGAAAGCGUGUCAUCCAGGAUGUCUCCUCGCACCAGCUCGGAGGUCGGAGGGGCAAAGUCCAAAAUGACCUGCUUGAAGGAGAACUGGCACGGCGGCAUCCGAAAGUCCACCAGAGGCGUGGCGAGAAGCCAGCGGAGGCGGCGCUCCAAGUCUCCCAUCCUCCACCCGCCCAAGUUCACCUACUGCAGCUCCAAGAUGGCUUCCCCUCCCGGCGGCCACCUGAAGCACAAAACCCUGGCAGAGCCUGCUGACACCACCUGUGCCCUUCCCCUGGGAAUAGUACCCACCAAGAAGGAGCUCCUGUCCCCAGCUCACGUCUCGCCCGUGUUCGGAGCCGCUGGCUACGACCUCCACCACAUCGCCUCCACCCCCCGGGAAGCUCUCGGCUCGCCGCAACUCGGCCAUAGGAACCUGUCGGAUGACGAGAGUGGCUCGGAAGGCGCCGCUGCUUGCCCUCUCGUGGUCCCCGAGGCAGCGCAGGGCGAUGGGGCAGCAACAGCAACAACAACUACAGCAGUCGUAACGGCAGCAGCAGCAGCAGCAGAGUCGGGCGCAGUCGGUGCUGGUGGUGGUGGUAGCGUGGGUGGUAGCGGCGCGGGCUCUGUGGCAGGCGCGGGAGCUGCUUCAGACUUUCGGUCUCUGUCCCGGCUCCACCAGGAGAAAGGCGGCGGCGCGUGCCCCUGCGGCCAGGCCGAGUGCCAGUGCCCCAGCUGGCAGGGCGUGGAGGUCUACGCCUUCACCGGGCUCAGGAACGUCAUCUCCGAGUGCGAGAGGAACCUCCCACCGCCGGGGACAGGAACCGCAAUCGGAACCGUAACGGAGGGUGCAGUGGGUGACCAGAACACAACAGCAGGAACAUCAGCAGCAACAGCAGCAGCACCUGGCAACCGCAGAACUCAGAACACUGGAGGCUCGCCUCGCUCCUGUUCAGAACAGGCCCGCGCGUACGUGGACGACAUUACGAUAGAGGACCUCUCUGGCUACAUGGAAUACUACCUUUACAUCCCCAAGAAAAUGUCACACAUGGCAGAAAUGAUGUACACUUAAAACAAAACAAAAAAGAGUCUAGCAGGUUUGGCUGCCUAUCUAUAUCCGAAUGGUUAAGCGGUUAUAAUAUAGAAAUUAAUAAGUUAUAACUGAGUCAAGAGCAAGAGCUGAACUGUUGACUUUGAGUUUUUGUUUUUGUUGUUUUCCUCCACUGCCCCUAAAUUUCCUGCAUUAGAGCUAACAAAAUAUAUUUCCAUCAAAUUUGAUUUUUGUUUGUGUUGGUAUUUUUAUGACUAUUCUGAUUUCAUAUUUACGUACGAAAAGUUGCCAAAGCUCUAUUGCUAAUGUUUGCAGGUUUGACUUCUUGCUAUGUGCAAACUUGUAAUGCCAACAAUGAUUAUGUUUUCCACAUAAAAAAAGGUUGUCCACUGUGCUUUUUUUUUUUUUUUUUGAGUUUUCAUUUGUCUCAAUAAAGAGUUUGUUUAAGUAA
Messenger RNA from Engraulis encrasicolus (European anchovy), 1976 nucleotides. RefSeq names its product oxidative stress responsive serine-rich 1 (gene oser1). The coding region runs from base 386 to 1546 and encodes 386 amino acids. The record is from RefSeq and is a predicted model, not a curated record. The transcript is spliced from 4 exons. NCBI's taxonomy places the organism in Eukaryota, Metazoa, Chordata, Actinopteri, Clupeiformes, Engraulidae. Gene Ontology annotation, biological process: cellular response to hydrogen peroxide.